AUGCCGUCGUCAGUCGACGACAACUUGGACGUGCCACUGCCACCGCCGCCCCCUUUCCCUCCGCCCCCACAAGCGCGACUGGAAGACGAUUCGAAGCCGAACAAGCGACCAACCUCUCAAAGCGCUGGUCACGCACAGAAGCCCAAGAAGCGCAAAGACUUUCGCGAAAUCCUCGCGCUUUUCCACGACGACUCGAUGGACCCAGCGCAAGUCAAGAGCGUGUGGCAUUCGCUGUGGCAGACGACGCUGGCCGAGAGCCAAGAAGAGCACAAGCGGCACCUCCAGCAGCAAGAGAAGGAGCAGCGCAGUGUCAAGCGGAAAAAGAGCGGCGACCACGGGCAUGUGGCUGCGCGAGAAGCGCACGCCCGGCACAGCAACUUGGCCAGAGAGUCCUUCAAAAGAGCGCGGCAGAGCUCGUCGGCAAGUACGGACUCGUCCGAGUCGUCGGGGAAGACUAGUCGCCUCGGAGGACGCUUUUCCAAGCACGUUUCGAAAGGACCGAAGAUGCUGCCGAAAUUCGGCGGUCGGACGUAG
Peronospora matthiolae is the source of this 534-nucleotide messenger RNA. The record is from the annotation of a GenBank genome assembly. NCBI's taxonomy places the organism in Eukaryota, Oomycota, Peronosporomycetes, Peronosporales, Peronosporaceae.